Molecule: messenger RNA, 407 nt
Organism: Copidosoma floridanum
Lineage: Eukaryota; Metazoa; Arthropoda; Insecta; Hymenoptera; Encyrtidae
Source: RefSeq, a predicted model, not a curated record
GUAUUGGAAAAAAAAUUUAUCGAGUCGCAUUAAAUAAGUUGUAUCAACUUUCUAUUAAAAUAGAAGUAUUACUGUAGAAUACACACAAUAACACAUUAAACAUGCAGCGUUUAUUCGCCCUUCUCAUACUUUCUAUGUGCAUCUGCGCUUCUCUCUCAACUUCAAGUUACUGUGAUAGUGGGGAACAUGAUAAAUGUGAUGAAGUUUGUCGUAAACGGGAAUCAUUGUGCUACAGAUAUGACAAUGCAUUCGAAUGCAAAUGUGGAAAUCUACGAUCUACUGACACACCAAAUGAUUGCGGUCCAGCGGAAAAAAAGCAGUGCGAGAAACAUUGCCAAAAAAGAGGUUUCCUUGCGUGCUUUAAAUAUUCUGAACUCGCAUUUGGGUGUGCAUGUAUCUAUCCUUAG